GGACCCACCCACCCCCAAUGGAGGCCCAGGAACAAAAAUGCAGCGUUACCCUCUUGUGCCCACUUAAAAUGCGAUGCCAGCAGCCCUAAGCUUGACCUAGCUGGCAGCCAUGGUUGUUGAAAAAGCUAAUGAGACAAAAUGACAGGCUCUGGAUUGCUUUGUUGAUGACUACAUUCAGUGUGAAUGCAGCAGAAACCCAGGCCGUAGUAGGGCUGACUUCUCAAGUGUUCAUGUAAUGGUAGUUUAGAUGAGCAGUGGAUGCACUUUGUAUUUUCACCCAGCCUACUCUCUUGGUAUAUUUAAAAACAACAUUCCUACACUCAGACCCAUCUAUUUAAAUGGAGAAGAAUGUCUAAACCAAUGUGUGGUUCUAGCCUGACAGCUUUUGUCCAGGAAUAUUGUGCCAGGCUGAACUCUGAAGCAUCUAGUGCUGGUCUUUCUUUUCUUCAAUUGUAGAUCUAUAGAAUUGAAAGGGACCUUGGAGGAUAUCUAGCCCAAACACCUGCUUAAUGUAGAAUCAACUACAGCGCUCUGACAAAGGACUCUUUGCAGAACUGCCCACAGACACCUGCUUGAUAGGCUGGGUUAUAAAAUCUUGGUGGCUUUAGAAGAUGGAGUAGUGCUAGUCAAAUUAAGAAUAAAAAUCUUUUGAAUUAUAGAGUUGGAAGAGACCUAGGAGCCCUCCCCACUUAGUGCAGGAUCUUGCAACUACAGCACCCCUGACAUUGACUGUCCAUUUUCUUAUAUAUGCCUAGCUUAGGAAAGCCCACUUCCUCAUGUGACAGUCGGUUCCACUGUCUAUUGCCAAUAUGAAAAUUACCCUAGCAUUUAGACAAAAUCUUUGUUCCCUGAAUUUUCCCUCCAUUGAUUCUGAUCCUGUUCUCUUGAGCAAUAGAGCUCCAUCUGUUAUGUGACAACUCUUUAGCUAUUUGGAGAUUGGUAUUAUACUUCCCCUUCUCUUCUUCAAACUAAACAUACAGUACUUGGCUCUUUCAACCAUUCUAAACAGAGCUUGGUUUACAGACCUCUCACCAACCAGGUUGUCAUCCUCUUACUGCUAGUUUGUUAAUAUCCUUCUUAAAAGUGUAGUGCCCAGAACUGGACAUAAUGCCAUAAUUGAUUUCUCCAAGUUAAGAGCACUAUCUUUUCUUGUAAGCAGCUUUGACUUUUAUUUUAAUAGAAAAGAGAGGUACAAAUACUAAACUAAAUUAUUAUGAAAUCAGUUUUUUCCUGUGAAUAUUUGAGAUUCUGUACCCCCAUUGUAAAAUAGCUUAAUUUAUAUAUAAAAAAUACCCUAUAUUGAUCAACUAUUUUUUUUCACACAUUCUCUCUUGUGCAGCACCUUUUGCAUCCAGUCUUCAUUUCUAGGAUUAUUUUGUAUUGUUUUUGGUUGUAUUUUAGCUCUUUUGUAUAUUUUGUUGUAACCUGCUCUGGAAUUUUGUGUGAGGUGUGGUCUAUAAAUAGUUUUAUAAAUAAAUGUGUAUGUUUAUACAAGAUCAAGUUGCAGAACUGACCCUCAGCAAGCACUACAGAAAUCAUGCUCUGCUUGGGAGUUCCCUUUACUCUUGUUUAUGCUCAGGUGUUGGCAUAUGCACAAUAUUUUUAACAGUAGCAUGUAACUUCUCUUGGGAGUUUAUAGGAAUAGGUAGUAGUAGUUACAUUGUGAUAUACAGAGAGGCUGUUUCCAGCAUCAGAUAUGCUCUUUGACCACUGAAGCAUUAAGGGUUCUGAUUUUGCCUCUUGCAGUGGAGAGCAUCUGAAAGCAAUGCCACUGAUUUAUCUCUUGGGGGAAUUUUACUGUUGUGAAGGAGGUAGCAUUAUAACUUGAUGUACUCCUGAGCAAGAGAGAGUAUAUCAGAUCUGUACAAGUACUAAUAGGGCUAUUGUGUUUUGUUUUAUAUGUGCAGCCUGUGUGAUUUAGUAUGACAUCGUCUUAUUUAUUUGGACAGAUGCUUACUCUUGUUUUUCAGCUGCUAUUGGAACCCUAGAUGCUUUGUAGAAGUUGGCCAAACCUGGCAGUCUGGCCUAAAAAUGUCUCUUCCAGCUCCACUUCUGUGAUCUAGGAGAAGAUCUAAAAUUUGCGCAAAGCCACUCAGUAGAAUUUAAAGCACUCAAUACUGAGUGAAGUUGCCACACGAUCCAGGUCUAAAUUACCCACAGGCAAAAAUAUUCUUGUCUUUGGUGAUGAUGGCUCAGGCAAAACAACACUAAUGACUAAAAUCCAAGGAGCAGAGCAUGGGAAGAAAGGAAGAGGCCUCGAAUACCUGUACCUAAAUAUCCAUGAUGACGACAGAGAUGAUCAGACCCGUUGUAACGUCUGGAUUCUUGAUGGGGACUUGUACCAUAAAGGGCUCUUGAAAUUUGCUGUUUCAGCAGAAUCGCUGCAAGAGACCCUUGUCAUUUUUGUGGCAGAUAUGUCUAGACCAUGGACUGUUAUGGAAUCCUUACAGAAAUGGGCAAGUGUAUUGCGUGAACAUAUUGAUAAGCUGAAAAUCCCCCCUGAAGAGAUGAGAGAUAUGGAACAGCAAUUUGUGAAGGCUUUUCAGGAAUAUGUAGAACCUGAAGACGGGUAUCAGGGGUCACCACAGAGAAGAGGCCCAUCAGGACAAGAUGAUGAAAAUGUAAUUCUACCACUUGGAGAUAAUGUUCUGACUCACAACCUCGGCAUCCCUGUGAUAGUAGUUUGUACAAAGUGUGAUGCAAUGAGUGUAUUAGAAAAGGAACUUGACUACAGAGAAGAACAUUUUGACUUUAUUCAGUCGCACAUUCGUAGAUUCUGCUUACAAUAUGGUGCAGCCUUGAUCUAUUCAUCAGUUAAAGAGGAAAAGAAUCUUGAUUUGUUGUAUAAGUACAUUGUACAUAAAACAUAUGGCUUUCAUUUUAUCACACCUGCCUUAGUGGUAGAAAAGGACGCAGUUUUCAUACCUGCUGGCUGGGACAAUGAAAAGAAAAUUUCAAUUCUACAUGAAAACUUCACAACAGUGAAACCAGAUGAUCCAUAUGAAGAUUUCAUUGUAAAACCUCCUGUCAGAAAGCUAGUUCAUGAUAAAGAACUUGCAGCGGAAGAUGAACAAGUGUUUCUUAUGAAGCAGCAGUCUCACCUUGCCAAGCAGCCAGCCACACCUACAAGAGCUUCUGAAUCUCCUGCACGAGGGCCUUCUGGAUCACCAAGACCCCAGGGCAGGGCAGGCCCUGUCACUGUCCCCAGUGCCUCGCCAAUAGCUUCUGUUAAGAAGCCAGAUCCAACAAUUAAAAAUAAUGCUGCAAGUGAAGGUGUCCUAGCCAGCUUCUUCAACAGUCUCUUGAGUAAAAAGACUGGCUCUCCUGGGAGUCCUGGUGCUGGAGGAGUGCAGACCACAGCCAAAAAAUCAGGGCAAAAAACGGUUUUGACGAAUGUCCAAGAAGAACUGGAUAGAAUGACUCGCAAACCAGACUCUAUGGUAACGACCAACUCCUCUCCAACAGAGAACGAAGCUUGAUUAUUGCUUGAACCUGCAUAUGUAAAUGACCAAAUAACUAUGUACAUUGAUCUGAUAAGACCAGGAGUUCUCUGCUAUGGCAGAUGCUAUAAGUUUUUCUUGGGGCAGGGGGAAAUGAAAUUUAACCUUCAUUGGCUUGUCCCAGUAUCAAGUGCACAUUCAGGAAGAUUUGCAUAUAAAAUUCCUGUUUCAAGAUAACCAUUUUAGAAUAUAAAUAGGGCAAUUCUCUUGAUUUGGGUGGCAAACAAGGUGCAGCUGCAAUUCCUAGGGAAGAGCACAGAGAAGUGAGAUGCGGGAUUCCUGUUGAAAAGCCACCAGUGGCUGCUGGCACUAAGGAUGGAUGAAGUCCCCUUUUCCAAGUAUACUGGAGUUGGCCAUUCAAAACAUAUUUAUACUUGGGAGAAUCUGGUGUAGUCGGGUGAUGGUUAGAUGAAGAGAGUGUAAGAUGCUGCAUUUAAAAUAAAUGCAAGAUCUGACUCAGAAGUGAAAAGUAUGUUGGACAGACUGGAGAAAAGCAGUGUUAAUACAUCCUGUGUUGAAUAUAGAUCAGAUAAUCAUGUUUUGAAAACAAAAGCCUUUACAAUUGGAAAGUGUCCAAAGCUUAUAUGCUGAGUAUCAUGGGAAUUUUUCUUGUUAUAAAUUGCAUUUUUUGUUUUUGUUUUAACAAGAAGCUACAUGAAAUGUGGUGGGUGCCCUUUUUGUCACAGCUGACACAGGGAGAAGCUUGAUUAGACCAAGUGCCUGGCACAGUGACUGAUGUCUUUUGGAAGGUGCUUGAACCUCUUGUGCACUGUAGUACAAACAGUCUUUGUUUGUUUGACUUUACUUUGAAUAACUCAGUAACUUUUUAUAGUAAUGUUUAAUUUUGAAUCCUGAUUUCUCAUAGCUUCUGCCUUGGGUUCCCCCCCCCCCUUUUCUAAAUGCCAAUCACAUGGCCUGUUAAGAGCAAUGAGUGACAUAUCACUUUCCCUGAUGAAAUGUAUUAUGAAAUACAAAUCUUUCUUAUAGUAGCUGAAAACUCAGUCCUGCCUUAAGGUUUGUGAAACCUUUAAUAAUUUUCUUAUAGGCUCCCAAAAAUUUUGUUCCACUUUGCAGUAAAUUACUAGUGUUUGUAGGUUUACAUUGUUAAAACAUAGAAACUAAUGACUUCAUUAUAGCCCUUUAGUGUAGCCUUUUAAAUGUGGAAAGAAAUUUUACAAUUGUCCCUCAUUGCUACUCAAAUAAUUACCCAUGGCCAGCUUGAGCUAUGAAAGACUCCCACAGUUAACUGAAAUGGCACUUUUGAGUUUCUGUACGAUAUAUUUGAAAGAGAAACACUACCUUGCGUUAUAGUACUAAGCAUCUUUGUAAUCAACACACAGAAGGGAAAAAACCACCGUAUGAAUUAUGCAGAGUUUACUUUUUAUUGAUAAGGAUUUGUGUGUUAUGCUUAAUCUUGUUUCUGAAUAGAACACCCCUAAUAUUUAUAUAUACAUACAUAUAUAUAUUGUUAAAUAUACAGAAUAAAUUGACCACUAACACAGUACUGGAUGUAAUUGCAAACCCUGUGUUACAUCAAGAGGCCGUCUCUUUGUUUUUGUAAGUCUGUCUAACACUAUCUAGAAAGCUAAGAGUAUUUACUUGCAUUAACUUAAAAGCAUGUUUACUUGUGCCAGUUAUGUGUUGUUGUUUUCCUUUACUUUUUUACAUUUUUAUAAUUUCAGAACCUCAGUUACAUCCACAGUUGCCUGUAUCUUAAAUUGACGAGUUGUGGUUGGGGCAAUUUGGUGUGUGGUUCUGCUGGCAUAUGAUUUGCCAGAUGCAUGUUAAAGAAAACUGUGGCCACUCUAGCAGAUGUGACUUACAUCCUGUCCUCGUGGCAUACAGCUUUAUUAUACCGUUAGGCAGCUGCACAUUUUAUGCCAUGCAUAAGUGCAUGGCAUGUUGGGAUGAUUAUGUUCAUGCUGGGUUCUAGCAGAGGGAACUUUACUACUGUCUCCAUCUCCUUGCCACAUGUGCAAAAGGCAUAGAACCAGUAGAACCAGCCUUAUGAUUGGCUGGCCAGUCUAGAGCUGAUUUUGGCUGCCUAGAGAUAAGGCAUAAUAUAUUGGAAACAAGUAUGUUGGACAAGCAAGUGUUUUGUGAUGGUAUGCGGUUCCAAUGCAAGCCUUCAGUACACAACUGCCUCUUUCUGUUAAUGUUUUUGUCAUUUAUGCAGACAAUUCACUUUGUAUAUCAAUAAUGUGUACAAGUGGCUACUGGGUUUUUUUUGUUUUUGUUUCUUCAUUUUCAUAAAAUGAAUGUUAGAACUGCUGCAAAUGAGCAAAAGCCAGUAGUAACAUACCACUUUCCAGUUGUGCAAAAGAGUGCUUGGAUUCAAACAGAAGUUGAUUUCCCACCUCUACUCGGAUAGUACUUAAGGAAACUGCAAGUGAAUGCUCCUAGUUUUUCAAAGGAAGAAAGCUGUAAGUAAUGUAGUGUUUUUUGGUUGCCAAAGUCUAGCAACUUUGGAAAGCUGCACAGUUGUCUUUUCUGGUGUUCUCAAGCAUUGGAACCAAAGGCCAAACUGCAAAAGCCUUUACAUUUUAAAAAAUACAAUUAACUUUAUUUUUCAGGAUACACUUGUAUGGUAGACUGUUAAAAUUAUUACAUGGCUAUAUUUAUAUACGGUAUAUUGAUUGCACCUACUGUUCAUGUUUAAAACUUAAAGUAAUAAUCUAUUCAACUUGAAGAGUGAAGGCAAAUAUAAAGGAUUAAGGAUUGGCCCUCCAUCAAAAUGCUAUGUUUAUGCUGCUUGAUUUUUUUUAAAAGUUUGCACUUUUUAUUGGCAUUUUAAAACUUGUUUAAACUGAACAGAACUUGUUGUAUUUUAUUUAAUUUAAUUACAUUGAAAGUGACUGAACUUAACCAUAUCCAUGCUGUAAAUGAAAGUUCACUCUCCUAUAUGACUAAGUUUAUUGAUGUUUUUAACUUCCAAUGAGGACUGCAGAUGUAUCCAACACAACCCUUAGUCCAGUUGUAUGGCUUUAACCAGGUGCAGUCAUGUGGAAUCUUGCUUUCUAGUGCUGGCAAAAAUGAGGACAUGUUCUUUAAUUAAUGGCUUCAAUAAACACCAACCAAGACUGCUUUA
This is a messenger RNA of Zootoca vivipara (common lizard), 6588 nucleotides long. The record is from RefSeq and is a predicted model, not a curated record. NCBI's taxonomy places the organism in Eukaryota, Metazoa, Chordata, Lepidosauria, Squamata, Lacertidae.